Messenger RNA from Coturnix japonica (Japanese quail), 1571 nucleotides. The record is from RefSeq and is a predicted model, not a curated record. Lineage: Eukaryota; Metazoa; Chordata; Aves; Galliformes; Phasianidae.
CCUUCGCGCGCAGCGCCUCAGCGCGGCGGGCGGGCGGCGGUGAAGGAGGAGGGAACCGAGGCGCAGCGCCGUAACGCGGGGCCUACGGGCGGCCCCGGCUCUGCCCGCCCUCCGGGGGGGGGUUCCUCCCUCCGGGGGGGUCCUCCCGGUACCGCGGUUCCGCCCCGGUUCGGGCCCGGCGCGAUGAACAACAACGUGGAGAACCUGCCCCCCCACACGCUGCGGCUGCUCUACAAGGAGGUUUCCACGCUCACGUCCGACCCCCCCCCGGGCAUUAAACUGUUCCCCAACGAGGAGGACGUCACUGAUGUGCAGGUCACCAUCGAAGGGCCCGAGGGCACCCCAUACGCGGGGGGGCUGUUCCGGAUGAAGCUGGUGCUGGGGAAGGAAUUUCCCUCGUCCCCCCCCAAAGGAUUUUUCCUGACCAAAAUCUUCCACCCCAACGUGGGACCCAGCGGCGAAAUCUGCGUCAACGUGCUCAAAAGGGACUGGAGCGCGGAGAUGGGGCUGCGCCAUGUUCUGCUGACCAUCCGCUGUUUGUUGAUCCACCCCAACCCCGAGUCGGCCCUUAACGAAGAAGCCGGUCGGCUCCUGCUGGAGGAUUACGAGGGUUACGCGGCCCGGGCCCGGCUACUCACCGAGAUCCACGCGCAGCGCCCCCCGGCGGCCGGGGCCGGAAUCGCAACGGCGGCAUCGUCCGUUAACGAGAACGGAGCUUCCACGUCGGGACCCCCCCCCGGGAACAACGAGGGUCCCGCCCCCCCCACGGAGGGUCCCAUGGCCAAAAAACACGCGGGGGAUCGAGACAAAAAGGCGGCCAAGAAGAAGGCGGACAAGAAGAGAGCGCUGCGGCGCCUUUAAGAGCAGCCCCCCCCAUUCAUAAAACGGCCCCAGCGUCAGCUGAUCCAUUCAUAAAUACCCCAUACAAACACCCCCAUACAAACACCCCCAUUCAUAAAUAGCCCCAUACAAACACCCUCCAUUCAUAAAACACCCCUAUACAAACAGCCCCCAUUCAUAAAACGGCCCCAUCAUCAACUGAUCCAUUCAUAAACUGCCCCAUACAAACACCCCCAUACAAACAGCCCCAUUCAUAAGCACCCCCAUACAAACACCCUCCAUUCAUAAACAGCCCCAUUCAUAAAUACCCCCAUUCAAACAGCCCCAUACAAACACCCCCAUUCAAGCCCUGGGGGUCCCAUUGAGCCCCUUUAUCCCCCCCCCCCAUUGACUGUGGGGCUCCAUUGACACCUUUAGCCCCCAUUACCCCCCUGGGCAGGGGCCCAUUGAGCCCCCCCCCAUUAAUCACUUUAUUGCCCCAUUAAUCACUUUAUUGCCCCAUUAAUCACUUUAUUGCCCCCCCCCUUUAAUCACUUUAACCCCCCCCGGUCAUUCAUUCAUAAUGACUCGAUCCCCUUUAACUCCUUUAUUGGCCCAUUUGACUCUUUUUCCCCUUUAUUUCCUUUAUUUCCCGUUUCUUUAAGUUAUUUAAAUUAUAAAAAAGGCAAAAAAAGGACAAAAAAAAGGCGCUUUCCCGCGGGAUUAAAGCCGCCGCUGCUUUUCUACUUCGA